Pseudozyma flocculosa PF-1 is the source of this 459-nucleotide messenger RNA. RefSeq lists its product as uncharacterized. Gene Ontology annotation, biological process: peroxisome fission; autophagy of mitochondrion; mitochondrial fission. Gene Ontology annotation, molecular function: protein binding. The transcript has 4 exons. The record is from RefSeq and is a predicted model, not a curated record. Bases 1 to 459 code for a protein of 152 amino acids. Gene Ontology annotation, cellular component: peroxisomal membrane; mitochondrial outer membrane. NCBI's taxonomy places the organism in Eukaryota, Fungi, Basidiomycota, Ustilaginomycetes, Ustilaginales, Ustilaginaceae.
AUGUCGCUGCCCUACGCCGCCGACGCAGAGACGUCCCUCUCGCCCUCGGAGCUACAGGUGCUUCGCUCCCAGUACCAGUCCGAACUCUCAUCCGGCCACGUAACCACACAGACAAAGUUCAACUACGCCUGGGGCCUCGUAAAGUCAAAAAACCGCGACGACAUGAGCCACGGCGUCGGCCUCCUCACCGAGAUCUACCGCUCCGAUCCACCACGACGACGCGAGUGCCUCUACUACCUCUCGCUCGGGCACUACAAGAUGGGCAACUACGACGAGGCCAGGCGGUUCAACGCCCUGCUGAUCGAGAGGGAACCAAACAACCUCCAAGCGCAGAGCCUCAACCAGCUCAUUGAAAAGGGCGUCGCAAGAGAGGGCUACAUCGGCAUGGCGCUCCUCGGUGGCGCAACGGCCGUCGCAGGCAUCGUCGUCGCCAGCCUCAUGCGCAAGGGAAGGCGAUAG